Molecule: messenger RNA, 2236 nt
Organism: Boleophthalmus pectinirostris (great blue-spotted mudskipper)
Lineage: Eukaryota; Metazoa; Chordata; Actinopteri; Gobiiformes; Gobiidae
Exons: 2
Coding region: 152-2071 (639 amino acids)
Molecular function (GO): GTP binding
Source: RefSeq, a predicted model, not a curated record
CCACUACCACACUUUGUUUUUAGCUUUGUCCAAGUUUGACUUUGAGCAGAGCGGAACAUUUUGUGCUUUUAUUAUAGACUGUAUAUAUGGCUUUUACUGAUAAAUAAUGUCUCAUGGUUAAACAAUUUUGGGACCUCGCUGCGUAUCAUUAAUGUGGGAAAUGUCAUCUGAACGAGACCACGAGGUUCCCAUGGAAGUUGCUGAGGAGCCUGAUCACGCUGGGAUAAACAUAGAGGACGAUACCAGCAGGAACGAUGAGCUCAGGCUGGUCCUCAUUGGAAGGACUGGGUCUGGCAAAAGUGCAUCUGGAAACACCAUCUUGGGCCAUAGACAGUUUGCCUCCAAGACCAGUGCCAGCUCUGUCACCCAGGUGUGUGAGAUGGGCAGCGCAGAUCUGUCUGAAGAGGAGGGGGAGCACUGUCCUGUGGAAACGCUCAAGAGGAAAAUGCCAAGACUGAAGAGAGUCCAGGUGGUGGACAUGCCCGGCUUUGGAGACACUAACCUCAACGAAGAGCAGAUUUAUUCUGAAAUAGCCAAAUGUGUGUCUCUCUCUGCUCCUGGACCACAUGCCUUCCUCCUUGUGGUUCCAAUUGGCAGAUAUACUGACAGUGAGAACCAGGCAGCCAAUGAAGUAGCCAGAAUCUUUGGAGAAGAUGCUCUCCGUUUCAACACUCUUGUUCUGUUCACCAGAGGUGAUGACUUGGAGGGUGUUGACAUUGAAACAUAUUUGAAUGACACAGCCCCAGCUAUGCUUAAGGCUUUGAUUGAUUACUGUGGAGGAAGGUAUCAUGUAUUGAACAACAGAGAUCCCAGUAACAGAACUCAGGUUAAAGAACUCAUUGCCAAGGUUAACAUGAUGCAACGUGAUAGAGGAUUUUAUACAAAUUCUGUCUUUCUGAUAGCAGAGGAUGUCAUUAGAGAGGAGGAGAAAAGGAUGAUAAAAGAGAGAGGCCAAACAGAGGAAGGUCAACUUCUGGGGAAUGAAGUGAUCAGAGAAGAAGCUACACUUGCUAAAAGACAGAAGCGUGAAGCUGAGUGCAAAAGUGCAGUGAGAUUCAGAAUGGGUGUUGUAGAGGAUGAUGUGAGGCAACAAUGGGCCGAGGAGAGGAGGAGUCAAGGUUUUAGGUUUUGGAGAGGUAGGAGAGACAUUGAAAGACAUUCACUGCGCUCUUCUUUAGCUCAAAUAAGGAGGCAGGCUGCCCUUUCUCCCGUGGUUUUAGAGAGAAUUAGGAUUCUAAUUGCUGCUGGAGCUACAGGCCUGGCGGUGGGGGCAAUAUUUGGAGCAGCUGUCCCUUUAUCAGCUGCAAUAGGGGCCUCUUUAGUAGGAAACUCAAUCAGUCUGACUGCAGGUCAGCUUGCUGGCAUUUCAGCUGCAGGGAGUGCUGGUGUGGGGAAAACUGUUGGGGCCAUAGUGGCAGCAGCCUCUGGAAAGACCGCGGUGACUGUGGGAGCAGCUACAGGCGGAUUGCUGGGUGGAUCUAUAGGAUCUGUUGUGGGGUCAGAGGCAGCCAGUCCUCGGGAGGGGGCACAUGAGGCCCUGAGGCAGGUGGGUGUACUUGGCGUGGCUGCAGUAGGAGCAGCAGCAGGUGUUGGCUGUGCUUUAGGCGUUGGUGCGUCUCUGGGAGUUGCACUAGAGGCAGGAAGUGAAACUGUCAUUGGUGGAGCUGCCUCGGCUGUUGGGGCAGAGUUAUCUAAUGCAUCAUCACUAGCCCAGGCUGGUUUAGCGGCAGGAGACCAAGCUCUGUCACAGAGUGCAGUAGCUUUAGCUCAGGACAUGGCUACAAGUGUCCCUGCUUUGACUAAACCAGUGGAGGCAGCAGUUGUGUUAGCAGAGCCCAGCGUGUCCUCAGUGGCCAGCAGUGUCGUGGCCAACACCUGCAGCACUGUUUCGGUAGCCAGUCGAUUGCUGAGUGCAGUCGCUGACAUCAGCAAAGCUGCUGCAGGAAUCGCCCUGGCUGGUGGACUUGUAGUAAAAGUGGUUAAAGAAAAGGUCAGGGGUAGCACAGGGACAGCCGAAGGCAGUUACUCUGAGAAAUCAUCUUUUGAGAUUUACUUUAAUAGUCAACAUUAACUUUAAAAUCUUAAAGCAAUACUGAAUUGUACAUUAUUACAAAUUUUUGCCCUGUAAAAUGGUUUCCUCUUCCAAAUUGCUAAAUUAUCCACCAAUGUUUUUUCCUGUCCUUCAAAUUUAAUUUGAUUUUUGUAUUUAAAUAAAGCAAUUUGAAGCUUUGUCACA